AUGGAGAGAGAGGACGAAGAUGCGACGCAAGAGAGGAGGCUGUUCCGCCGUGCACUGUCAUCGCUCCUGGGGUCGAUUGAAGCCGCCGCCGCAGCUAGGGCUUGCCGUGCUCCUGUCCGGAACAAUGCUGAUCGAUUCCUGUAUUGGAGCACUAGGUUCCAAAUUGUUCUAGGCGUGGAAAGGGGAUUGCAGUACCUUCAUGAGGAUUCACAUCUAAGAAUUGUUCACCAAGACAUCAAAGCAAGCAACAUUCUUCUUGAUCAUAAGUUUCAUCCCAAGAUUGGAGACUUUGGCCUUGCCAGGUUCUUCCCUGAAGACCAAGCUUAUCUUAGCACACAAUUCACUGGAACAUUUCAAAGCGACUUAUCAGUAUGGAACGAAGAAAAUGUUAUUUUGAAAUUAGAUGUUAUGGUGUACAUGGUAAACUUGAUUUUUGAAGCAAAGGGGAGUGAUUUGGGACAUUACCAUCCUAAAAUUCUGAAAGCCUUAACAGAGCAGGCAGAAAAGCUGACGCUGAGCUCUCGAGCCUUUUACAAUGAUCGGUUUCCACCAUUUGCUGAGCAUUUGACAAGUAUGCUUGGUUAUGAUAUGGUUCUUCCCAUGAACACUGGUGCUGAAGGAGUGGAAAUAGCUCUGAAAUUAGCAAGAAAGUGGGGUUAUGAAAAGAAAAGAAUUCCCAAAGAUGAGGCUAUUAUUGUGUCAUGUUGUGGCUGCUUCCAUGGCCGUACACUAGCUGUUAUAUCUAUGAGUUGUGACAAUGAAGCUACCCGGGGUUCUAGUCCUUUAUUGCCUGGCCAUCUUAAAGUUGAUUUUGGUGAUGCAGAAGCCCUUGAAAGAAUUUUUAAAGAAAAAGGAGAACACAUAGCUGGCUUUCUUUUGGAACCCAUCCAGGGUGAAGCUGGGGUAAUCAUUCCUCCAGAUGGCUAUUUGAAAGCUGUUAGAGAUCUUUGCACUAGAUAUAAUGUGCUGAUGAUUGCAGACGAAAUACAAACUGGGUUAGCAAGAACAGGGAAGAUGCUGGCUUGUGACUGGGAAGAAGUUCGCCCAGAUGUUGUAAUACUAGGGAAAGCAUUGGGUGGAGGAGUUUUUCCUGUGAGUGCAGUUCUUGCAGACAAGGAUGUAAUGCUUUGUAUAAAACCAGGAGAGCAUGGAAGUACCUUUGGCGGGAAUCCAUUGGCCAGUGCUGAACUUCUUAAAUCCUAUGAUUAUAAAGUUUUACCUAAAGGAGCUAAAGCUACUGUCUCUCUAUGGUUCAGUUGCAUUUGAUGAAGAUUUUGAAGCUCAACUAGCUGACAACAAUGAUGCAAGACUGGAAGUGUCUCUAUUGGCGAGGAGCCCUGACCAAGAGCUGACUGAAGUUAGUAACUCAAUAGUUGAACAAGUUGGCUUAUAGUCCCCCCCAACAAAAAUGUCCUUAACAUGAUGAUAUUUCUAUGAUAAUAGAAGAACAUACUGAUUUGCAAUUUAUUAUAAGUGUGUUAUUUCUUUGAAUUUCUUG
This is a messenger RNA of Arachis duranensis, 1498 nucleotides long. RefSeq names its product ornithine aminotransferase, mitochondrial-like. NCBI's taxonomy places the organism in Eukaryota, Viridiplantae, Streptophyta, Magnoliopsida, Fabales, Fabaceae. The transcript has 10 exons. The record is from RefSeq and is a predicted model, not a curated record. Gene Ontology annotation, cellular component: cytoplasm. Gene Ontology annotation, biological process: protein phosphorylation. Bases 1 to 1266 code for a protein of 421 amino acids. Gene Ontology annotation, molecular function: identical protein binding; ATP binding; protein kinase activity.